This is a messenger RNA of Rubroshorea leprosula, 2216 nucleotides long. The record is from the annotation of a GenBank genome assembly. Lineage: Eukaryota; Viridiplantae; Streptophyta; Magnoliopsida; Malvales; Dipterocarpaceae.
AACAUUAUAUUUAUAUAUAUAUAUACAUACAGAUAGAUUAUUCUCAUUAAUCACGUGAGUGGGUAGGUUGCUGCUUUAGCUCCAAAUAUCCCAGCUAUGUAUGAGCUGCAUUUUGGUGUUCCAAUGGCUGGGGCAAUACUUUGUGCAAUUAAUAUACGUCUUGAUUCAGCCAUGGUGGCAUUUCUGCUGAGACAUUCAGAGGCCAAAAUCAUUUUUGUUGAUUACCAGUUUCUCCAUAUUGUUCAGGGAGCAUUUCAAAUACUGUCAAAGGCCAGGACAAAGCUGCCUCAGCUGAUCUUGAUCCAAGAACCUGAACAGCAAGCUCCCAUCAGCAGCAAAACCAAUUUUACACCAACAAAAGACUUGGAAUAUGAGAGUUUUUUAGCCAUGGGAAAAGCAGAUUUUGAGAUCAGAAGGCCCAAGGAUGAAUGGGAACCUAUCUCGCUUAAUUACACAUCUGGCACAACAUCGAGUCCCAAAGGCGUCGUUUGUAGCCAUAGGGGUGCCUAUCUGAGUUCUCUGGCAAUAGUUCUUAGCAGCGAAAUAGGAUCAAUGCCUGUAUAUCUAUGGACUGUCCCCAUGUUUCAUUGCAAUGGAUGGUGCCUCGCAUGGGGUAUGGCUGCACAAGGUGGCACAAAUAUUUGCCUAAGAAAUGUCACCGCAGAGGGAAUAUUUAGCAAUAUUGCUCAGCACAGGGUUACCCACAUGAGUGGCGCGCCAACAGUUUUAAACAUGAUGUUAAAUGCUCCUGCUAGUGACCAAAAGCCGCUUCCAGGGAAGGUAUUGGUGACAACAGGUGGCUCAGCAGCACCUCCAAAUGUUAUCUUCAAGAUGGAAGAACUAGGAUUUAGUGUGACUCAAUUGUAUGGGUUGACGGAGGUUUAUGGCCCUGGAGUGUUUUGCACCUGGAAACCUGAAUGGAAUGUCCUUCCUCGAGAUGCACAGGUUAAAAUCAAGGCUCGGCAGGGGUUGCACCAUGUUGGGUUGGAGGAAGUUGAUGUUAAAGAUCCCGUUACCAUGAAGAGUGUACCAGCUGAUGCAAAAACCAUGGGGGAGCAGCCUACCUCCGCCGAUUUUGCAAUGGAGUUGGGGAUCCCACGGAGCGGUUGUAUUCAGGACGACAAAUUAUCAUCGGAGCUUUGCAAUCUGGCCGGUGUUUAUGAUACACGCUCGGAUGGAACGGUUAGGUGCUCCGCCAAUUACGUCCCUCUCACUCCUAUCAGCUUCCUGGAUCGUGCCGGCCUUGUCUACCGAGACAGAGUCUCCGUCGUCUACGGUGAUGUCAAGUUCACCUGGAAAGAGACGCGCGAGAGGUGCGUCAAGCUCGCUUCUGCUCUUGCACAACUCCAGAUUUCUCGUGGAGAUGUGAUUCUUAUACUCGGUUUGUAGGAUUUCAUACAAUAUAUCUUGUUAGGCUAAAAAAAUUUCUACUUUCUCACUCAAGGUGCCCUUACAUACAGGGCUUGUUAUGAAGGUAGGUUACUGUCAAGUGGCAUAGUAUAUGUUUGGGUUGGCAAUAGUUAGAGUAAUGCUCUUUUAACUCACAUACUUCUUAAUUGUUAUAUAUUCAAUAUGGAAUUUUCCCAUGGAUAUACAAUUUUUAAGAAAUGAUGCAGCCUUACUUAUGAAGUAGCUUCUGGCAAAAUUGGAUUUCUUUUUCUUUUAUGUGACUUUACUUAAGAGAAAACUGUUAUGAUUCUUCAGGACUCUUUUUAAUUGUUUUAGUGGCUUAUGAUUCUCAACUCAUACUAAGAGUUAACCUACCUUUUUCACACUUAUCAUGGAUUCAUGGUUGUAUUAAUUAAAGAUUGCAAAGAGCAGGUUUUGGGUAACCUGAAACCCUCUCCUUUCGCUUCUCUCUCUCUCGGCAGGAUUUUAGCGCCCAGCAAGUGAUUCUUUGAACAAUAAGCUCAGAAAUUUUUCUGAUAUAUAAGUUUGCUUCAAGGUGUUAUGCUGUUUCUUCUCUAAAUUCUCAGAGCAUUUGAAAAAUUUUUCACCUAUCUAUAUUUAUCUGCAUCCCUCAAAGGCUGUUGGUUAAUUAAUGCUAUGCAGUUCAUAUUAUCAAACCUUUUUUGUGCUUUGAAUUACGAUCAUCCAGUGCUUUUUGAUCAGGUUGCUGCUCUGGCUCCAAAUAUCCCAGCUAUGUGUGAGCUGCAUUUUGGUGUUCCAAUGGCUGGGGCAAUACUUUGUACACUUAAUAUACGUCUUGAUUCAGC